AGAGGAAAUGGUCGAGUCAUGCAAUCAGAGCCACAGUCUGGCAGCAGCAGGUUGUUUUCAGCCCAGAUAUGACCCGGUUCUCCCACCCCACCCUGACAAUCUCCAGCACCCUGUUGCUGUUCCCUAAUAUCACACUACACAUCUCAAAGCUCAUCAUGUCAGCCUCCACCAACCUAUAGGAGUUAAGGAUUUAAUGCGACAUCAUAUGCCUACCUUGUCUCUCACUGGACCAAUAGGAUCUUGGAUUAUAGCACGUGCACUGAGAGGAGUUGCUUUUGGUAGUAGUGGUGCCAGUGGAAUCAUUUGCGUUCGCCUCACUGGGUGUGAAAGGCCCAUGGGAUGCACAGGAUGUAGUAUGGAUUUUGGACUUUUAUAUGACAUUUGAACUGAGAGGGGGAGAGACAAGAGAAGUGUGGUGACAAACGAGGAGGAAAGGGAGAGGGGAAGAGAGAGAGAGGCAGGGUGAUGGGAAACAUCAACAAGGCUUCUAAAAAGAACAGUAAAAGGAAGAAGGCAGUGUCCCCCGUAGAACGAAGCAGCGCCCCAUUGGCUGCCGCCAUGCUGGGCGAACUGGGUGGUGCAGGUGAGGCGGACACAGAGGACGAGGAUGGAGGAGGGAGUGAGCAGGAAUUUGAGGAGCCCCUGUGUGCUCUGGUUCAGAACUGCAACAUGCUGCACAACAUAGUGGGGCCUGCUUGUAUCUUCCUCAGACAGGGCUUCGCACAGAGCCAGCUUGACAGAGAUCUACGACCAGAGGAAAUGGAAGAGCUACGUGAGGCCUUCAAGGAGUUCGACAAAGACAAGGACGGGUUCAUCAGCUGUAAGGACCUUGGGGAGUGCAUGAGGACUAUGGGAUACAUGCCGACAGAGAUGGAACUGAUUGAACUCAGCCAGCAGAUCUGUGGUGGAAGAGUGGACUUUGAGGAUUUCGUGGAACUGAUGGGUCCAAAGAUGCUCGCUGAGACCGCAGAUAUGAUUGGAGUCAAGGAGCUGAGGGACGCCUUCAGAGAGUUUGACUCCGAUGGCGAUGGACAGAUCAGCCUCGGGGAGCUUAGAGAAGCCAUGAAGAAGCUGAUGGGGGAGCAGCUCAACCACCGAGAGAUCGACGAGAUCCUGCGAGAUGUAGACCUCAAUGGAGACGGACAGGUGGACUUUGAAGAGUUUGUGCGAAUGAUGUCUCGCUGACUCUUCACUCUGCUGCACUAAACUCGACAUGGACCAGACUGCACACUGUUAAUGUUCUUGUAAUUCUUUUUGAUGUACAAAGACUUCUUGGUGUGUGUAUGUGUUUUUUCAGUUACCUUAAUCAUCUCUCAAAUAUAAGACAAUCCCCUCAAUGUGUUAGCAUUGUGUGAAUGUAAUAAGUGUUUAACAUGUAAUGAGAGAUUAUAGAGGAGAUGCUUUAACCAAAAUUGUGGACUUUUUAAAAGUUAAUUUAAAUUUGAAUAUAUUUGAACUGAGAAUCACUUCAGCAACACAAUAUAUACUAUGUAUGUAUAUAUAUAUAUAUAU
Seriola aureovittata is the source of this 1512-nucleotide messenger RNA. RefSeq names its product calcium binding protein 2a (gene cabp2a). The transcript is spliced from 7 exons. Gene Ontology annotation, molecular function: calcium ion binding. The coding region runs from base 466 to 1185 and encodes 239 amino acids. NCBI's taxonomy places the organism in Eukaryota, Metazoa, Chordata, Actinopteri, Carangiformes, Carangidae. The record is from RefSeq and is a predicted model, not a curated record.